AUGCAGACCUGCCAAUACCGAUCAAACAAAACAACAGGGCAGACGCCGAAGAAGCUGCUGCGCAAGAAGAAGACCUACACCAAGCCGAAGAAGAUCAAGCACAAGAGGAAGAAGGUGAAGCUUGCCGUGCUCAAGUUUUACAAAGUCGACUCCAACGACAAGGUGACCCGGCUCCGCCGCGAGUGCCCUCACGAAACCUGCGGCCCAGGCGUGUUCAUGGCAAUGCACUUCAACCGCUACUACUGUGGCAAGUGCCAUCUGACGUACCUGAUCAAGAAGGAAGAAGAAGAUUGGGCAGACUUGCUGUGCACCUCUGCCGCAUCUGAGCCACAGAGCUGGGCCAUCAUCGGCGUCGCGGUUCUUGCCGGGCGCUUAACGUUUGCCAUGCGGCUCUUCGUCCGCGACGUCGCGGGCACCACGCACUGCGUGGAGCCCGCUGCCACCGAGAGCGUCGCAAGCUUGAAGGAGCGCCUCGCUGGUGUUCAGUGCUUCCCUAGUGCAGAGCAGUGCCUGAUCUUUGGCGGGCGCUCGCUCCGGGAUGAGGAACUGAUUGGUGAGUGUGGCGUGGACGAGGAGUCCACCAUCUGGCUCACUGCAGAGCUCAGCGGAGGCGGCAAGAAGCGCAAGAAGAAGACCUACACCAAGCCAAAGAAGAUCAAGCACAAGAGGAAGAAGGUCAAGCUCGCAGUUCUGAAGUUCUACAAAGUGGACUCCAAUGACAAGGUCACCCGCUUGCGCCGCGAGUGCCCCCACGAGACCUGUGGCCCAGGAGUCUUCAUGGCCAUGCACUUCAACCGCUACUACUGCGGCAAGUGCCACCUCACCUACUUGAUCAAGAAGGAGGACAAGUGA
Molecule: messenger RNA, 852 nt
Organism: Symbiodinium natans
Lineage: Eukaryota; Dinophyceae; Suessiales; Symbiodiniaceae
Source: the annotation of a GenBank genome assembly